GGUUUUCCCUUAACAGAAACUCUAGUAAUUGUACCCUGUGUUGUUAGGCAGAAAGCCUUAAAUGCAAAAACUCCACCUCUCCAAGUUAGUGCAUUCCACCAUAAAAUGGAAUGCAUUUUCCGGACUGCGUGAAUUGCAUAAAGAGCACAACUUCUCAUUGUCUUGCAGCAAAACAACCACAUUUAGGGACAAAUACAUCUCACAUCUUGAACAGCCAUCGAAGGAGAGGCCUUACCCCACCACAUAGAGUGAAAUCUAUAUCUAUGGCAACUUUCAGUCCAGAGGAAAUAGACUUUAUAUCUGCCCGUGGCAAUGAGUAUUGUAGAAAAGUAUGGUUAGGAUUAUGUGAUCAAGAACAACUUAGCAAGGAUGAGCAACAGAUUAAAGAUUUCAUGAUAUCAAAAUACGAGAGAAAAAGAUAUUAUGUGAAAGCUGCUGAAAAUGAGUUUCUAGUCCAAAAUGGAAAUGGCAGUAAAAAUAGUAAUAUAAAUUCUAGCAUGAAUACUCCUAUACCAAAAAUUUCACCUUUAAGUUCCAAUUUAUCCUAUAUGACAAAUGGAGGGAGUGGCCUGAACAAUAAUACAAUUUCUAAAAUUAGCAAGAACAAUAAUUUGUCCCCAACCGGGAAAAACGACUUACAGAAUGGAAGCAGUUUUAUAGAUCCUUUUAGUCCAAUUAGCUUUAACCAAAGCAGUGCUCCUGUUAACCAUUUCAGCACUGAACCGAUGCUGCCUGAUCAACAGCAAACUACUGAUUUUGCAAAUUUUGACAACAAUCCUGUCUUCAGUAAUACUUCACAAACAGGUUGGUGGGACUUCAAUCAAAUUCAAUCUGGCAUUGAAAUGUCUGGAUUGAGUUACAACACUUGGGGAACAACACAUACUAUCUCAAAUUAUGAUACACUAUACCUAAAUAGUACAGCAGUGAAUAGUUUUGAUAAAUGCCCUCCACCACCAAGUGAAGAUCGCUAUGCUGCUCUUAAGGCAUUGGACAGUUUGAUGAAAUCUCAGGUUAUGGAAACGGCAAGUACUCAACAAACCCAGGCUUCUUCAAAUGAUUGGGGGUCCACAUUUAUGUGGCCAGGUGCUUCAACAUGUGAGGUGUCAAACGAAGAUGUUAACAAUCAAUCAUCAAAUAAUAUGUGCAAUCCUUUUUCAUCAAACUUUGAAAAUGGUUGGAAAUCUACACAGCAUUUUGUCGGAAAUCCUUUUAAAACAGAAAUCUCGUGGUCAACUAACAAUGUAUCUAAUGGUUUCAUAAAUCAGCCAUUUGACACUACAAAACCAAUUUGGGAAACUCAGUUGCUUAAUCCAUUCACCGUUGGUUCCAAUGGUCAAACUUCAACUCAUCAUUCAAACAACCCAUUUUUAUGAGGAUUUUUAUAAUUUGAACAGAACUGUUUCAUUAUAACAGGGUGUUGGAUUAAUGAAACAAAUCUAACGGAAACUUUAAUACUAGCCUGAUGAUUCAAAAUUAGCCAGCAGAGGGUUACCAAAUUUUGACAGUGUAAAAUUCUUUUGGUAAAAUUGACUCCACUUACAUUCAAACAGUUUAGGAUAAAACAUAUUUUUAAAUGUUUUUAUCUCUAUUACUUUUAAAGCAAAUGUAUUUUAAUAAAUACAGUUUAAAAUUCUGACUUCGGCCGUCCAAUAAUGACAUUAAAA
Molecule: messenger RNA, 1664 nt
Organism: Cimex lectularius (bed bug)
Lineage: Eukaryota; Metazoa; Arthropoda; Insecta; Hemiptera; Cimicidae
Gene: drongo
Product: arf-GAP domain and FG repeat-containing protein 1
Exons: 12
Coding region: 111-1373 (420 amino acids)
Molecular function (GO): GTPase activator activity
Source: RefSeq, a predicted model, not a curated record